CAUGAUCAACUGCAUGGCAAAAUUCACUACAGUAAUUAUUUCCGCCUUUUCCGCAUGUAAAAAUUCAAUUAUAUUAGUCCAAGAUGAAAGUCAAAUCUACGUUUCAUGUCAGUGCAAGGGAUCACGUAUUGGUUUUUUUUCUAGCAUGCAUAGUUAAAGAUUGUUUUGGUCAAUUGCUGUCGAAAUCAUCUCCUUCCAAGCUUGAUGGACAGCUUGAUGAGUAUUUGUGCACCUUUUGUGGAACAGCAAAAACAGAUUUCCUUGACAAAUAUUGUAAUCAGAACUUCUUAACGUAUGGUCGAUGUUGUUUAAAUCCCUCUAAUGUCACUAUUGGAAUUGAUUUAGGUAAUUGCAGUCUGACCAAUGUUCCUAAGUUGAGCCAUAUUGAAGACAUCUCUUGGUUAAAUUUUGCUUUCAACCCAAAUCUAAAUUGCAAUAAAGAUAACUCAACAACAACUUUUAAAGGAUUUCAGAAUUUACAAAUGAUAAUUCUUCCAAGUAAAUGCAGAUCAUGCCCAGGUGGUAAUGGUUUAUGGAGAUACCAUAAUAGAAUGAUUUCAUUCAAUAAUUGUACAGGACAAAUGAAUAACUGCCAAGUACUGAAUAGAACCUGUCCUACUCACUCACACUGUGUCAGCAAUGGACCUGGUUUCUAUGAAUGCUUAUGUUCUAGUGGAUAUAAUGAAUAUAGGUGUUUGAUUAUGAAUGGAAUGCCAUUGGUUUUAACACUGUGUGCUAUUGCUGGUGCUUCUUUUGUCAUUAUUGUUCCAAUAUGGUUCUUAAUUAGAAGACGGAAAAAAAUCAAUCGCUCUGGAUAUGUUGUUAUAGAAUAACUGUUUCAACUUUUUUUAUGGAUUUUUUUCAAUCUUUUGUUUUUAAUUAAAUUCUUAUUGUUAAUAUAUAUUGUGUAAACUUUGUAAUUUUGUUGACUAUAGCUGCAUUUUAUAUUUAUAUCUAUUUUAGUAAAAAUCAAGGCAGUUGGAAUUCAAUUGAAAUUUUGUGUUUGACUGUUUUUAUGAUUAUAGCCAUACAGAUCGAAAAAACAAAAUAGUUGACAACGCAGUAGAAGGGCUUCAUUUGUAAAGAUGAGAAACAAAUUCUGCCAAGGAGUAGUCAAAUAGGCACAAAACAAAGCAAAAUUAGUCAAUAGUUUUGUUAGUCAUAUUCUGUGGACAAAUCCAUUUUUCUCUGUGACUUGACUUAUUGCAAUUAUUAGUGAGGAAAAUGGAUCGGAUUGCAAAUUGAAAUGUCUAGUUAUUUUUUACUCUGCGAACAGAGCUACUUUAGUUUGUUUUAUCCAAAUUAAUUAAAAUCCUUUUCAUUUUUAAG
Molecule: messenger RNA, 1329 nt
Organism: Exaiptasia diaphana
Lineage: Eukaryota; Metazoa; Cnidaria; Anthozoa; Actiniaria; Aiptasiidae
Product: all-trans retinoic acid-induced differentiation factor
Exons: 8
Coding region: 84-833 (249 amino acids)
Biological process (GO): positive regulation of osteoblast differentiation
Cellular component (GO): intracellular membrane-bounded organelle
Source: RefSeq, a predicted model, not a curated record